AUGGCCCUGGAAACAUGCCCGCCGCUGAAAAUUGUCAAUGGGAUCAACUUCACCACGCGGGCGUAUUGGAUGCGCCAGGCCAACCUGGCUCUGCCCAGCCCAUGCCCGUUCGCGGCCUUUGGCUCAGUGAUCGUAAACCACACUACGGGCGGCUUGGGGAAGCUGGUCUGCACCGGCGCAAACAACAAUGCUGGCACAGGCAACCCGACUCUGCAUGCAGGGGAGAUGGCUGCCAUCGACAAUUGCUCGGCAAUCUUUGUAGAUCCCCAGGGUCCAUACCGGAUGACGCCGGCCCAGGCCCUUGCCGCCUUUGCCAACCUGACCAUCUACACCAACGCCGAGAGCUGCCCCAUGUGCGCGUCGGCGGUACGCUGGGCAGGCUUCAGGGAAUACGUCUUCGGCACGAGCAUCGAGACGCUCACGGAGGAGGGAUGGGGUCAGAUCCAAAUCACGUCUAGGGACGUCUUCCGGCAGUCCUCGGGCUUACCCCGCCGAACAAGGUUGCUUGGUCCGGUCUUGACGAACGAGACGGAUCCCUUCUUCAGUUGGCAGUUUAAUGCGGGUGCGCCCUGCCCGCAGGGCUGUUCUCGGGGCGGAAGUGCAGGCGGUUGCGUUCCUGCAUAA
Molecule: messenger RNA, 624 nt
Organism: Colletotrichum acutatum
Lineage: Eukaryota; Fungi; Ascomycota; Sordariomycetes; Glomerellales; Glomerellaceae
Product: cytidine deaminase-like protein
Exons: 2
Coding region: 1-624 (207 amino acids)
Biological process (GO): tRNA wobble adenosine to inosine editing
Cellular component (GO): nucleus; cytoplasm
Molecular function (GO): tRNA-specific adenosine-34 deaminase activity
Source: RefSeq, a predicted model, not a curated record